Messenger RNA from Menidia menidia (Atlantic silverside), 1412 nucleotides. Lineage: Eukaryota; Metazoa; Chordata; Actinopteri; Atheriniformes; Atherinopsidae. The record is from the annotation of a GenBank genome assembly.
GCAGAGCGCGCGGCACCGUCCCGGAUUACCGACUCCUCUCUUUCUCUUUUUCUACCCAAACCCCCGCUGCUUUCUCUCCAUGACGCUGGGCUCCUCUCCGUGAUUUCUUCGCCAUGAGCUGCCUGGAUGUGAUGUACCAAGUGUUUGGUCCUCAGCCUUAUUUCAGCUCCUACAGCCCUUACCACCACCAGAAACUGGCCUUGUAUUCCAAAAUGCAAGAUCCCCAGGAGAGCAGCAGCAGGCAGCUGCCCCCCCCGGGGCCCCCGGGGCCCCCGGCCAUCAAAGAGGAGGACAAGGAUCUGCCGCCGGGCGCCGAGUACUUGGGCGCCCGCUGUGUUCUCUUCAGCUACUUCCAGGGAGACAUCAGCAGCGUGGUGGACGAGCACUUCAGCCGCGCCCUCAGCCAGACGGCCGCAUACCCGCCGCCCAGCAGCCACAAGGCCCUGAGAGGUGGACGGGUCGUUCCCGAUGAGCCAGAGGAGUUUUCCUCCCUCCUUCUGGAACAGCUCCUCCUCCCUUUCGGCGCCCCACCCGGACCUCUCCUUCCCGGGGGACCCCUACAGCACCCACCUGCCCCCGCCGCACCCCGCGCCCCCGCCCCCCCCCCCCCCCCCCCCCCCCCCCCCCACCCCCCGUCCUUUCGGGGGGGGGCCCUGGGCGCCCAGGGCUCCGCCUACCGCGCUCCACACGAGGUUUACGGCCCCGCCUUCGACCCGCGCUACGGAUCCCUGCUGCUGCCCUCCGUACGAACGCACCCCCGCCUGGCCCCGCCCGCCCGGGAGGCGCCGGGGGGGGCCGCCGGCGCGCCCUGCGACCCGGGACAGAAGGGGGAGGCGGGCGCCGUGGCGACGGCCUGGAGCGGAGCCUUUACGGGAGCAGGGGCCGAGAUCGGACUCAAUAUGGACACAGGUAUGGACACAGAAAGCUCUGUGUUUCGGAGGCCUGCUGAGCUGAACGCCGGCGGUUUUGGGAUACAAACAAAAGGUGGACUCGCAGGAGAGGAGGGAGGAGGAAAACCUGACCCGGACAGAGACCGGGACUCUCUUUGUGCCUCUGAAACAGGCCGGGACAACAUUCCUAAAGACUUGGCAGGACUGGCCUCACUGGGCCAACUGGGAGACACUGGGAGACUGUUAUGGCUGGAGAACCGGCCCCCGUCGGUGUCGGGGAGUCUGGAAGACGAUGAAGGCCCGAGUCCAGACAUUUUCGAUUUGCACGGAGUCGUGUUCCAAUCGGACGUCCCGACGCGGUUCUGGUCUAAAGAACCGUUUCGGCCGGGACGGCGGCCCGGGGUUAAAAGAUGUCCGGUGGACGGCUCCAGAACGAUGCUGGAAAGCCUUUCGAAAUGGUUUUUGAGACCUUUGCAGACGCGUCUAUACAGACUUCUAAAGCCGUGCCGGGACGAGAGGUGA